Molecule: messenger RNA, 1358 nt
Organism: Diabrotica virgifera virgifera (western corn rootworm)
Lineage: Eukaryota; Metazoa; Arthropoda; Insecta; Coleoptera; Chrysomelidae
Exons: 2
Coding region: 168-1340 (390 amino acids)
Source: RefSeq, a predicted model, not a curated record
AUUUUUUUUUGUUUAUCAUUAUCAUUAUAUAUUAUCACUAUCACACUAUCACUCAGGGUUUUGUUUUUGUUGCACUUACGUUGCAGUUGGUUGCAGGUUGCAGUUGUCUCGUUGUCUGUUCAAUUUUCAAUUAAUGUUUAGCUAGGUUUUCCAUUAUUUGUUAAAAAAUGUCAAGUGAUUCAGACGAGGAAGAGGUAUUGUUGUUGAUAGCAUUAUUGAAGAGAAAAAAACGUAAGUGGGUGGACAAUGUAAACCUAAAGAGACACAGAUAUGGAGAGUAUCACAGAUUAUGCAAAGAACUGGAAUCCAAUGAGGAUAGAUUUUAUUAUUACUAUAGAAUGUCCAAAGAUUGUGUGGAAGAGAUAUAUCUGGCAGUUAAGGACGAUAUUAUGAAACUGGAUACGACUUUUCGGCGUGCCAUAGGACCAAAAGAAAGACUCGCUAUAUGCUUAAGGUACCUGACUACUGGUGAUUCUUACCGGAUAAUUGCCGAUUCUUUUCGUGUCGGUCGGAGUACAGUGGGAUGCAUUGUAAAAAAUGUGAGCCGAGCAAUUUGGACUAAUUUAUAUCCCAAAUAUAUGCCUACACCAACUGAUGAUACAUGGAGGCAGUCAGAAAUUGGCUAUAGGGAGAACUGGAACUUUCCUAAUUGCUUAGGAUGUAUAGAUGGAAAACAUAUUGCAAUUAAAUGCCCCCCUAAUAGUAAAAAUAGGAGCAUUGAGUAUGAAAAUCCAGAUUCCAUCGUUUUAUUCACAAUCAUAGAUCCAUUUAACAAAUUUAUAAUAGUGGACGUAGGUGACUAUGGUGAUUUAUAUGAUACUAGAAUAUUCGAGAAAUCUGUACUCUAUCGCGAUAUUUUGAGUAAAAAGCUGUUAUUGCCGUCUAAGCCUCUUCCGGGAAUGGAAGAGUGUGUACCUCACGUCCUAAUAGGCAACGAAGGUUUUGUGAUACAGCGAUUUUUAAUGCGUCCUUACCCAAGAGCUGCAACUUUCAAUGACAAAUGUAAAAUGCAUUUCAAUGACCGAAUUUGGCAAGCGCGCAGUGUUGUUCAAACUACUUUCAAUAACUUAACAGAAAAGUGGCGAAUUUUUAACAGACCCAUUGAGACUAACGUCGAUAAUAUUAUGCACAUUGUCAAAGCAGCUUGUUGUUUACAUAAUUAUGUAAGUAUUAAACAACAAGGGCCAGUUUCAAUCGAAUCGCAAAUCACCAUAUCAAAUUUAUCAAAAGCACUCACUCCAAUAAGAUCCACUAAUCUACGUUCAUCUGUUGCCGUUUUUAAAGUAAGAGAUACCUUUGCAGCUUAUUUUUAUAAGGAUAUACUUAAUUGUGAUAAAUAAAGUUAGAUUUUUUUAAUA